UACUAUCACAUACCUGGUGAUGGAGGCCAGUGGAGAGAGGGCUUCCCUUGUGGUUAGGUUUCGGACUCCCCUGAGAGUGGGACAGCGGGAGUCAGGCCCAAAGGUGCACAGGUUUCCUGUAGAAGUGCUGGUUGGUGGUCCACUCAGAAGCACAGCUUGUGCACGGAGAUAGGUCUGCAGACAGGAGGCGCCUGUGCGUGGUAUGCAAGCCUUUCCGGGAUUUAGAUGUUUAGGUACGGUACCAGCUGAGGUCAUACACAGAGGAGCAAUAGAGAGAGUAUCCGUAAGCCAAGUCAAGGUCA
Molecule: messenger RNA, 302 nt
Organism: Staurois parvus
Lineage: Eukaryota; Metazoa; Chordata; Amphibia; Anura; Ranidae
Source: the annotation of a GenBank genome assembly